UGCCCGCGCCCAACGGCCUAAGAAUUUGACGAAAUUUUUCGUGUGUGUUUCAGCUUCUCUCUCACCUACUAGUGAAAGUUUCGAUCAGUGAAUAAAAAAAUAAAUAAAUAAAUAAUUAGUUGAGAGUGUGUUUGUGCGAAGGAGGGUGCGAUCGAGCCCUGUGCUAGUGCGCGCGCGCGUGUGCCUAUCCGUUUGUUUGUUUACCGGUGAAAAAAAAGUGAGUGCAAGAUGCAUCAGAGAGGGCUGAUAUUCGCGUUGCUGCUCUGCGGCUUGGUCGGCUCGAUCCACGCCGAUCUCAUGAUGGAUCUCUACGUCAAGCUCAUGGACGACAGCAUGUUCCCGACCGACGCGAAACCCGCGCCGCGAUCCAGACGAUUCUGGAACCUGGACGAGAGCCCGAGUUUUCACUUCGAGGGUCCCCUGGACGGCCCCUUGAGGAUGAGAUCCAAGAGGAGCGCCGUCGAGAGUCCCUUCUUUCGCGUGGCCAAUCCGGUGAAACAGCAUUUGGAUGGAGUCAAUCGACGGAUAGUAGACAUCUACAAGAAGCCAGACUGGAUGGUCGAGAUGGAUCGGCAGUUUUACAACGAAAAGCCCCAACCGGUGCAGGUGAUCGCUCAGCUGCUGGGCGAACGAGCCGAGUCGGAGAUGGAGUCGAGGAUCCUGCUCGAUACCGAGAAAGAAAGAAAUAAAGAGGACGAUGCCACGAAGAACUUGAGCCUCGGCGAGAGGAGAAAAAGGUUUCGCAUGGCGAGAAAGAAGUACGACGUGUACCAAGAGUCGGAAAAGAAGCACUUCCGUAAGUCGCGACCGAGGCGAGACGUCGAGUACUCGAUCAAGCGAGAAAAGAAGAUAGCCGCGCUCGAGGCUCGCCACGGCCAGAAGGAGACCGUCGAAGAUGCCCACGGUAGUAGUAGCGACGGGCACAACGAGACCUACGCGCGCGAGCUCAAGAAGGGCCUCAGGGCGAUGCCGAAUAUGCGGCCAAAACGUCAGGCUGAGACAAACAGCAGCAGCAGCAGCAGCAGCAGCGAUGGUGGCGCGGAACACGAACAGAAGCACCAUCACCACCACAACAAUCACCAGCAGCACCGGCGAGUCUUCACGAGGCGCGAGAGGCUCGACGACAACGGCGACGUUAUCCUCGAGUGGGACCCGAUCGAGCCCGAGAACGUCACGUUCAGAUUGACCGCCCGCACGCUGGGCUACGUCGGGCUGGGCUUCAACGACAAGAGCAACAUGCUCGGCGCCGACAUCGUCAUCGCCUGGGUCGACGAUCAGACCCAUCAGGCCAUGAUUCUGGAUUCUCACGGUUCCUUGGACGACAACCGUGCCCCGGAGACCGACGCUUCUCAGGACGUCUAUCUGCUGCACGGCUGGCAAAACGACACGCACACCAGCGUGACUUUCACGAGGCCCUGGCACCUGUGCGAUCCGGACAAUAAAAUACUCACGGCCGAUACGAUUCGAGUCCUGUGGGCCCUGCAUCCAACCGAUCCGGAACUGAAUCAGCCGGCCUUCCACGGCGACAGACGCGGCAGUCGGGCUUUGAGGCUCAAGGCGUCGGCGCCUCACGGACCUCCCACGGAGAGCAUUCCCGACCUCAUCAAGUGGGAUGUCAAGCUCAAUCAGUUCACCGUGUCGAAUCACUCGGACACCGUUUACUGGUGUAAAAUUUUCAAAGCGCCGAAGCUUCACCGAAAACACCAUAUGAUUGGGUUCACGCCGCUGGUGCAAAAGUCGAACGAGAAGUACGUGCACCACGUGCUGCUGUACGAGUGCAGCUCGCAGAACUCGAUCCUGGCGGAGCACGCGCGAAUCGCCGGCGCCCACUGCUACAGCCCGACGAUGCCCAAGGAGUGGGACACCUGUCUGCAGCCGGUGCUCACCUGGAUCAGGGGCAGCCAGGGCGAGUGGCUGCCGCGUCACGUGGGUCUGCCCAUAGCCGAGCACCUCGAGAACUCGUACUACAUGCUCGAGGUGCACUACAGCAAUCGCGACGGUCGGCGCGUGGUCGACAGCAGCGGAGUGCGCCUCUACCUGACGCCCGAUCUGCGCCCCAUGGAGGCGGGCAUCCUCGUGGCGGGCGUCGCCGUGUCGCCCAUGCACAUGGUGCCGCCCCAGCAGAGGGAGUACGCCACGGCGGGCUACUGCACGCCCCAGUGCACCGAGAAGAUGUUCGACGAGGCCGGCAUCAACGUCGUCUCGGUGGUGCUGCACUCGCAUCACGCCGGCAAGCGCAUGAGUCUGCGCCACGUCAGGCGGGGCCGCGAGCUCGAGCCCAUCGUCCAGGAUCGCAGCUUCGACUUCGAGUACCAGCAGACCUACACGCUGGCGCGCGAGGCCAAGAUCCUGCCCGGCGACGAGCUCGUCGCCGAGUGCGUCUACGACACCCGGGGCCGCGCCCGGCCCACCUUCGGCGGCUACGCGGCCACCCAGGAGAUGUGUCUGGCCUUCGUCAUGCACUAUCCGCGCACUCCCCUCGCCGCCUGCUACAGCAUGACCCCGGUCAAGGAGUUCUUCAACGCGCUGAACGUGCAGAGCUUCAGGGGCGUCACGAUGGAGCAGGUGGAGAGGCUGUUCGUGGCCACGACGGCCGACACCGUGGCCCUGCCCAAGUCGCCGAAUCAUCACUCGCCGUCGGCCUUCCCCGGAGAGCUGGAGAACGACGCGGCGGCGGGCCGCGAGGCGGACAGCGGCGACGACGACCUACUCGUCAAGCAGACCAAGUCGGCGAUACUGAGCAAGGGCGAUUACGUCGAUUACGACGACAUAUUUUCCAGGCUCGUCAUCGAGAAGCCGGACGAGUUCAAAGAUCACACUUUGUCGGAUCACAUGCAGGCCCUCGCUUGGAACGAUACGUCCCUGUCCAAGUCCAUCGAGAGGAGCUUGUACCACGGCAGGCACGUGACGUUCUGCAGGACCAGAAACGACAAGUAUCCAUUGGCUGCGUCGAUACAGAUGUUCCCCAAUUUCACGGUGUUACCGCCGGUCAACGAGACGAUCUGCGCCGAACGGCUCUCGGCUCGCGGACUGGCCACCAAUUCUCUCGCGACGUCGUACGCAACGAUCUUCGCAGCAUUUUUCGUCCUGUGCCUCGAUUCUUUGAGGCACUUCUGA
Trichogramma pretiosum is the source of this 3117-nucleotide messenger RNA. RefSeq names its product MOXD1 homolog 1. Bases 229 to 3117 code for a protein of 962 amino acids. The transcript is spliced from 8 exons. Gene Ontology annotation, molecular function: copper ion binding; dopamine beta-monooxygenase activity. Gene Ontology annotation, cellular component: secretory granule membrane. Gene Ontology annotation, biological process: norepinephrine biosynthetic process; dopamine catabolic process; octopamine biosynthetic process. The record is from RefSeq and is a predicted model, not a curated record. NCBI's taxonomy places the organism in Eukaryota, Metazoa, Arthropoda, Insecta, Hymenoptera, Trichogrammatidae.